This is a messenger RNA of Staurois parvus, 450 nucleotides long. NCBI's taxonomy places the organism in Eukaryota, Metazoa, Chordata, Amphibia, Anura, Ranidae. The record is from the annotation of a GenBank genome assembly.
GUCCGGCAGUCUUCUGGGACCUGCCACGUCCGCAGUUUCUGGUCAUCCUCUGUACUGUGUCCGCAGUCUCUGGUCAUCUGUAGUAUGUCCGCAGUCUCUGGUCAUCCCUGUACUAUGUCCGCAGUCUCUGGUCAUCUCAUGUACUGUGUCCCCAGUCUCUGGUCAUCUCCUGUACUGUGUCCCCAGUCUCUGGUCAUCUCCUGUACUGUGUCCCCAGUCUCUGGUCAUCUCCUGUACUGUGUCCGCAGUCUAUGGUCAUCUCCUGUACUGUGUCCGCAGUCUAUGGUCAUCUCCUGUAGUAUGUCCACAGUCUCUGGUCAUCUCCUGUACUGUGUCCGCAGUCUCUGAUCAUCUCCUGUACUGUGUCCGCAGUCUCUGGUCAUCUCCUGUAGUGUGUCCGCAGUCUCUGGUCAUCUCCUGUACUUUGUCCGCAGUCUCUGGUCAUCUCCU